UCCCCUGAAAAAGAAGCAAGACCCACAUGCAGCAAUUCAGAGGUUGAUUCAAAAAAGUCAAAACACAUUUAAGGACUCACACGUGAGCAAGCGAUCACAGAGCUGGCAUUUGUACAAUUCUCUCUCUCUCUCUCUCUCUCUCUCUCUCUCUCUCUCUCUCCAUUGAUGCUCAAUGUCAAAGUGGUCUGUUUGUCUGGAAAACUAGUAUAAUUUCUGAAAUCCUCGUACAUCUAGCAAGCAGAUCGAUCAGCUUCGUAACAUCCCCAAAAAAACUAACAAAAUUUUAGCUUCUUUCCUAUUUCAGCCUCAUCGAUCAGUUAUAUCCCUUUUGUCUAUUUCUUUAAUAAACAACACUGGACCACUUUCCUUCUCCAUCCCUUGCCUUUUAAGCACACUCUAUCCUGCCCUUACUUUCCUUUCUUCUUCCCUUCAACCCCCCAACCCUCUCAAUUUCAGCCAGAGAGCAUGCCUGAAUGUCCAGAGAAAGGGAGAGAUUUGAUGAGAUAGGCAAGAGGAUCAAGAGAGAGUCCGAUGCUUCUUCUCAUAUGGGAAGAAGACACAUGUUAGGUCCUCCUGGAACCCUAAACACCAUUACUCCAUGCGCUGCUUGUAAGCUCUUGAGACGAAGGUGUGCCCAAGAAUGCCCCUUUUCUCCCUACUUCUCUCCCCAUGAACCCCAGAAGUUCGCUUCUGUUCAUAAAGUCUUUGGUGCUAGCAACGUCUCAAAGAUGCUAAUGGAGGUACCGGAGAUUCAAAGAGCCGACGCAGCAAAUAGUCUUGUUUAUGAGGCCAACGUGAGGCUAAGAGACCCGGUCUACGGCUGCAUGGGUGCCAUCUCAGCUUUGCAACAGCAAGUUCAAUCUCUACAAGCUGAACUCAAUGCAGUGAGGGCUGAGAUUCUGAAGCACAAAUAUCGGGAAGCUAAUAUCAUACCAUCUUCUCAUCAUGUGGCUUUGCUCACUGCUUCUCGGGCGGUUUCAGUUGCUGCACCUCCUCCAACUCCGCCACCCCCGCCGCCACCUCCUCCUCUUCCUCCUGCUUCCUCCUCUUCUUCCAUGUACACCCAACAAGCCAGUGCUUCCGACUAUAGCACUAUUUCCAAUGAUAAUAUUGUUUCCUAUUUUGGUUAAUUAAUUCCCUAGAUCGACUACAAAGAAUCACAUUUUUUUUUUCCUUUGUUAUGAAUCAAGUCGAAUAAAAUGAGGAAGAGAAAUUUAUUA
Molecule: messenger RNA, 1220 nt
Organism: Alnus glutinosa
Lineage: Eukaryota; Viridiplantae; Streptophyta; Magnoliopsida; Fagales; Betulaceae
Product: LOB domain-containing protein 15
Exons: 3
Coding region: 474-1130 (218 amino acids)
Source: RefSeq, a predicted model, not a curated record